Truncatella angustata is the source of this 2038-nucleotide messenger RNA. RefSeq lists its product as uncharacterized. The record is from RefSeq and is a predicted model, not a curated record. The transcript has 6 exons. NCBI's taxonomy places the organism in Eukaryota, Fungi, Ascomycota, Sordariomycetes, Amphisphaeriales, Sporocadaceae. The coding region runs from base 426 to 1610 and encodes 394 amino acids.
GGUCGUUGUGCCAUUUCUGCAGCUGCACAGCCAUUGGACUGGACCAUGUACAUGCGUACCGAGUUGGUGAAGAUUGCAUGCGCUUGCCUGCUGAUGCGGUGCACACGAAAUCUGCCACCUCGUCGGACUGUAAAAACGGUUACACAAUGCCGUCCAGAUGGAUGGAUAUCAUGCGAGGUUAUGCUCCAGCUCUAUGCCUUGUCAAACCAAUACUUUUCAGGUGGAUGACACGUGAGGCUUUACUCUAUUUCCCUACUCUUCCAGCCGUUGAAUCUCGGAUCAACGUGCUGACUUUCCCACCAACUUUAGCUACCACGUCAGAUCAGCCCUCCAGAUUUCUACAGCGACCUGGAUUGUGCAACACGCGCAGAGGGACAGCGCACACGAAUCAUUACAGCACCUCUUGAACAUCGCCAUCGGAUAUCAUGUCUAUACCACCAGGUACUGACCUUUGCUCCAUACCGGCCGGUCCGGUGCCGGACGGCAUGACGCCGAACUUCAUCGACCCGCCUGAUCUUUCGACCGCAACUCUAGUAGUGGGCGGUGUGCUAACAGCACUCUCUACGACUCUUGUGGUAGGAAGAUUAUGCAAUGCUUGGGGCCACAUGAAACUGGCCGACUAUCUGACAAUAUUCGGCUUCAUAUUGAGCACGAGCUAUACUGGCAUUGUGAUGGCCAUGCACAAAUAUAGUCGCCAUGCGUGGGACCUGCCUGCUUGCUGGUAUAUCUCAGAUUACAACUGGAAGCUACUCUUCUCACAGAAUCUGCUUUUGGGACUGACACAGUUCAUUACCAAAGCGGCCAUAUUCGUUUUAUACCUGCAGCUCUUUGCCACCGGCAAGAAAACGCGCUACGCCAUCACUGCGGGCAUCAUUUUCAUGGGAAUGCUCUACCUGCCUCACCCGAUUCUAGUCGCCGUGUAUAUGACGCCUCACUCUGAUGAAACCUGGGCAGACCUAGCCCUCGAUGGUAGGCCUCAAAAGAUCUCGCUAUACGCGCCAGUCCACGGUGUGGGAUCAAUUGUGCUGGAUACAUAUAUUUUUAUCAUACCUAUACUCGUUCUUCGCAAGCUCCACGUCGACAGAAAGAAGAAACUGCAGCUACUUGCCGUUUUCACGGUUGCCCUCUUUGGUAUUGUGUCUAGUGUAGCCUCUUGUGUGUGGAGAUUCAUCGUCCUAUUUGGUUCCUCGGGAGAUUUUACUUGGCAAGAGGGACAACUGUUCAUAUGGAUUAUGGUUGAACACAACGUGGCGCUCAUUGUCGGAAGCAUGCCUGGAUUUGCCGGUCUCAUCAAAUCGAAAUCCUCGACCUCCAGCCUCUAUCGCACCUUUCGCUCCAAGCUCCCGGGCGGCAGUAGCUACGGUAGCAAUGUCUCCAAACCCAGCCUGCCCGGGCAGUAUUCAGGCUCCCACGGGAAACAAGGCGACAAUCGCCGCGGUCGAGCUUACUACUAUGAGAUGGACGACUCGGUCCUCCAACCGGAGACCGAAGUCACUGCUGAAUAUGGAUAUAGCUCAGCUGGGGGACAUCUACCGGAAGACGAGCGGGGAAUUCUCAGGACUACAGACCUCGCUCAAUCGUACGAGGGGCGUAAGUCACAGGCUAAAUGAUUUUGGACACAUGUUACAUGGUAACAUGGAUGUUCAACUGCGUUAAUACGUAUAGAAUUUAAUAAAUUGUGUGUAAUGAUUCAAGGGUAAGUGUGAGGAAGCCGUCACUGAUUGGCAGCUGCUAGAAUGUUCAUUGAACUUCCAGUAUAUACACGUUCAAUGCAAUAAUUUGUGUAAUCGACGUUUGCUAGUCAUUCAUCACACGUUGAACAGCAUUGCAACUACAUACGGUACUUAGUGAAGAGAGGUAGCCCAUGCUUAUCGCUCAGGGAUACGUGGUGUAAUGUCUGGUCAGUGAUGCUUUGGUCAUCGGAACCGAGGGGUUGGAGAAGACGAAAAACAAAUUAAUUGCAUGGCGUUAUCCUUUCUGUGUGACGUGACACGACUUACGCGAUCCAGAACUUUGAAGACGAGCAUCGGUCAACGCA